AUGAAUAAUACCAUUGAUUUUACCUUACCUGCUCAAAUUAUUAUUACAAUUGAAGGAAUAUUUGGCACAAUAUUCAAUAUUGUGGCUAUCACUGUUGUGUUCACUUCACAAUUCGGUUCAAAAUUUACUACAUUUGUAUUUAGAGCACAACCAAUAUUUGAUUUAAGUGCAUGUUUCGUAACAACAAUCUAUUAUAUCAUUCAAUUUACUAAAGGUUAUGAUAAACCUACAGGAUUAUAUAUUAUUGAUAUAAUUUUAUGCCAUUUUUGGUUUCAGAAUUCACUAUUCUGGUUGCCAUGUAUCUUAAGUGUGCAAAAUCUGGUUUGUAUAUCAUUGGACCGAGUGAGUUCUGUCAUAUUUCUUAGAUCACUUAAAUCAUAUACGAAAAAAUUCUUUAUAAUAUACUUUGUAUAUAUGGUUUCUAUGGUUUUGAUUUUAUAUAUCCCUACACCACUUCUUCGUCGAUAUACUGAUAAUCGUUGUGUAAUGGAUUUUUCUGUUCCAUGGAUCGAUACAAAUGCAUUUGUUGAGUAUUUUGUAUAUUCCUGGGUUAUAUUUGCUUAUUGUGUACCCGUUCUAGUCAUGCUCAUCAGUCAUGCUUGGGUAAUACAUACUUUAAGAGGACAUAACUCAUCUUGUCAUUUUUUAUCACGUGAUAUGCAGUCUAAUUUACAAAUUAAACGUAGAAUAAGUCAACUUGUAAUCACAACGUCAAUUUUGUCUAUUCAGCAAACUGUUUUACACUUUUUUGAAUGUAUAAGUCAAAUAUUGGAAGUAACCGGAAUUUUUCGAUAUAGCUUUGACAGUCCAAUUGAACAAAUGAGUACAUUACUUAUAUUAUUGGGAUAUAUGUCAAAUCCAUGUAUUCUUGUUUUUAGUACAGCUGUAUUAAGAAGACGUUUGUCGUUAUUACUCAAAAGUCUAACAGAAAAAAUAACCAACAUUACAAUAAUCAAGCUAUACUCAAAUUGAUCGACACAAAAAGUACAUUCGCACUAUACAUAUCAAGGGAAUAUAUAACAAUAUUGUGAUGUUUUGUACAAUGAGUUGACAAAAUUCACUUUUUACACUUAUUUUGGAUGAAUGUGUUAUUUUUGAAACUUAUUUAUCCUCUAUAAUAUUCUCUCUACAAUUAACUAACUAUUUACUCAUCUAUUUACCGAUAACCGAUAUGAUUCUUUGCCAACUGUCCUAAUAAAAAAGAAGAUAUUUUAUCAUUCUUUAGAUCCAUGGUCGAACACUAUACAUCAAUAUAUUCAAAUUAAAAUGUUUAAUUUUAUGCAGAAAUAGUUUCGAGAUUAAUUUGUAGUUAAAUAUAAUUCUUUAUUGUGUUGUAUAGGGCCAGUGAAAUGUCACUAUGCCCUAGCCAAAUCAUACGACCGUCAGGUAACAGAAUAUCGAACAGAUCACCGAUCCUUGUUAAGUUCAAGGAAAACUAACGCGCAUCAAUUAAUCGCACACCAUGAACUGGUCCAUACAACGGUGGUCGCAACUUCUCCAUUGGACCUACUUUUACCAAUACAUUUCUAUAAUAACAUCCCUUGCAUCAUACGGUCUUCGAAGCAGUCAAUAGUACGUUGAUACGAUGAAAUUGUAAUCCACAUUUGUUACUGACCAUGAAGUGUUACUUCAAAGUUAGCUGGUUCGUCACACUAUUCCCAUCCAACUCGAGUAAGCCCUCAAUCAUUCAGCACACAAGUUCAUAUAUGUUAGUGA
Molecule: messenger RNA, 1716 nt
Organism: Schistosoma bovis
Lineage: Eukaryota; Metazoa; Platyhelminthes; Trematoda; Strigeidida; Schistosomatidae
Source: the annotation of a GenBank genome assembly